Molecule: messenger RNA, 534 nt
Organism: Anolis sagrei ordinatus
Lineage: Eukaryota; Metazoa; Chordata; Lepidosauria; Squamata; Anolidae
Source: RefSeq, a predicted model, not a curated record
AUGAGAAUUCUGAAAGCAGAAGGUAUUGACUGCCAGAGCUAUGGCCGUGGGGCCCAUCUUGCUUCUCUCCUCAGUCUGACAGAGUCAGAUCUCAUCGCCAAUCACAUCUCAAGUUACCAAAAAGAGAAAAGCAAUGUCUGGAUUGGACUCCAUGAUCCCCGUCAGAAUCACAGAUGGAGGUGGACUGAUGCAUCAGUCUACAGUUAUAACUCCUGGUACAAAUACAAGUCAAAGAACGGUAGCAAUAACGAAUACUGUGUGGAAUUGCUUCUAAAUUCAGGUCAUAAAGAGUGGAACGAUAUUUCGUGUCGAACUCUUAAUACUUACAUCUGCAAGUAUGAACGCUAGAGGAGGCGGCAGCUUCCAGCGAAGCCUUCUUGAAUGUUGAAUGCUUGGAUCAAUUGGCUUCAGAUGCUGUUACCUCUUCCCAGUCAAACAAGCAAUCCACCUCCACCGUCUUCCAAAAGCACCAUCAGAGAAUUUACUUCCUUGGAAACUGCGUUCUGAUACUCUGCAGAAAAUUAAUAAACUCCC